Messenger RNA from Photinus pyralis (common eastern firefly), 3436 nucleotides. RefSeq lists its product as uncharacterized. The record is from RefSeq and is a predicted model, not a curated record. NCBI's taxonomy places the organism in Eukaryota, Metazoa, Arthropoda, Insecta, Coleoptera, Lampyridae. Gene Ontology annotation, cellular component: plasma membrane. Gene Ontology annotation, molecular function: GTPase activity; calcium channel regulator activity; GTP binding. Bases 367 to 2457 code for a protein of 696 amino acids. The transcript has 7 exons.
CUGCCAUCAUAACAUCGUGUAAUUAUUUCCAAUUUUGCUAUUGAUAUACCAUUGAAGAUGGAGUUAAGUAUCAUGAAAUAAAGAUUUGUGAACGACCAUCGCUAAAGUUCAAUUUUCACUUGGUGGAAAUAAAUUUCCCGGGUUUCCCGGUCAUACACAAGUUUGUGUAGAGCACGGACGCGUUUCAUAUUCCCUAUCUUUGUCGGAAACAGUGGAUUUCAGCAAGAAGCGUGAGUUUGAUAACUCACUACAAGUUUAUGAGGAGACGGAAGAAACUGCAUUCAGUAUACGUGUGUUGGUGUCAGUGUAGAGCGUAUUAUUCUAGAGUCGCGUGUCCGAUUCGUAUAAUUUCCGCGUCAUGACAAAAUGGAAGUUAACACGCCCGGAAAAAUUUUAAGAACCGCUUCAACAAAAUCUUCGUGCAAAUCAAGUUCGUCCCACCAAAAGUCAUCCUUCUCGUCUGAAAGGUCUAGUCCCGUCUUCUCCGUUAAAAGCCCGAUCGUUAGCUAUCAUUAUAGCCAAGAUUUACCAAAGCCUCAAACACCUUCACUAAAUACAAUUCAUGGACAAAAGACUCCACUGCACUCUCCUAAAACGUCAAACUACCAAAACAGUCCCUCUUCACAAACCGAAAAGAUAUUUACAUUUUGCCAAGUCAAUCAAAAGUGUGAUAGUCCUACGAUAUUGAAGAACGACAAAGUGUUUGACUUUUCUGAAAGCGUAGCACGGUCGGCAACUCCACGUUCCUCUCCUAAUUUACCUAAAUCGCCAAAAUCGCCCCGAGCUAUUAUUUACGAAACCGAUCAAGAAACCGCGUCUAAAUCUUACACAGAAAUUCAUAGCCCCUCCGGGAAUAAUUAUAAUUUUAAUAUACAAGCGCCCCCAAAGUCAAAAUUAAACCGUUCUCACAAUCGACAACAAUUUCAAUCAUCAAAGAACGGAGGCGGAUCGAGUAGUUCAAAGUCGAGCUUAGAGUACGUCUCAACAACAAAACAUCCCACGGGCGAUUAUGAAAGUGUCGAGUAUAAAAUUUGUAAUUCAAUUGAUUCAAGCUCACAUUCCGGAAGUAAUUUCGAUUCAAAUCCCAAUUACUAUUUCGACAAAAAGAGGAGGGUCAGGCAUUCUUCUAUUAAAGAAAAAUCGACAAAGAAACCCAUCUGUAAUAUACGCACAAAUCCGGGAUACGAUGAACGCUAUUGGUCUAGUAAAUCUAUAAAUGAAUCUGAGAAAAAUGAAAAAUGUGUAAGUAGAUGUCGGAAAUCGACAUCGGAUUUAACAGAUUUAACGGACGAUGCCCCAAAUACGACUGUAACUUCUUUAAGCCGGCCAACUUCACCUAGAAGAAACGGCUCCAUAAAAGGUGGAUUGGCUUAUUUAGCUUCUCGACGAGGCUCUAGAGAUUCAUUGGCUUCUAAUGUGUCUAAUGAAGAUAUUGGACCGCUUAAUUUUCAAAAUACGCCAAGAGGUCGCCAACGGAGAACUUCUAAUUUCCUGGAAUUGCCUGUGCCCGACCAUAUACGCCCAAGAGUGUGUUCCCUACCCGAAAAAGCUUACAAUCCCCGACUGAGUGACGAUUUAUAUAGACUACGAACUUUCAGCAUAACGAACAAAGGAGGAGUCGUAAAUUGUGGGGAUUCUAUAAUAAAUCGACGUUCCAGAUCGAAUACUAGCGUUAACUCUACGACGAGCAAGGCCAGCAAUAUCUCUGGGGAACGAUCACCAUUUGAGGGAUCCUGUUGCGGUUCGGGAUAUCACACUGUCGAUUCAACUCCCUUAGGAUCUCCCGAAGAGGCAGAGGUGCCAAAAUAUAGAGUGGUAAUGUUGGGCGACUCCGGGGUGGGGAAGACUGCACUCGUUUCCCAAUUUAUGACGUCAGAGUAUAUGAAUACUUACGACGCGAGUUUGGAUGAUGAAUUUGGGGAGAGAACCGUGUCUAUCCUACUAGAUGGAGAAGAAUCCGAAAUGAUAUUCAUAGAUCAUCCAGCAUCCGAAAUGUCGGUCGAAAACUCUCUUAGCACAUAUGAACCGCACGCAUGUGUUGUCAUCUACUCUAUAGUUGCAAGACCGAGCUUCCAGCACGCAGAGGAGACUUUAAAUUAUCUCUGGAGAGAAGGUUAUACUCACGAAAAAAGCGUUAUUGUUGUUGGGAAUAAGGCCGACUUAGCUAGAUCACGUGUGAUCUCUUCAAACGAUGGAAAAUCUUUAGCGGUAUCAAGAGACUGCAAAUUCAUUGAAACGUCAAGUGGAAUACAACAUAAUGUAGACGAACUUUUAGUAGGUAUACUAAAACAAAUAAGACUUCGAGAAUCGAGGGAAAAGAAGAAAGCUACAAGCAAAAAUAAGCUGCACGGUUCGAAAACAAGCCUAAGUUUAAAUAUUGCCAGAGAAAUACUACAGAAAAUUUGUAUGAAUGACAUAAGCAAGUCAAAAUCUUGUGAGAAUUUGCACGUUCUCUAAAAAUCUGUUCGUAUCUAAGUACUUCCAAUUUCGCACGUUACAACUCUUACCUUUUUUGGCAACCUUAUAGGAAGAUGAAGGAAGUAAUAUGUGGAUUCUUGUAAAAAGUUGUUAAGCAGCCUAAUCUUUUAGACUACUAUAGCAUGAGGUAGUAUUUCAAGUAAUAAAGCAUGUGAUUGAAGAACUAUUUUGAUAAAUAAGUACUUUAAAUUAAGUAAGCCAAAGUAUGUGUUCGUGACUUGGAGACUGCUUUAUCGUUUGUAAUACAUCCUUAGAUUUAAGAUUUCAUGUGAUAUUUAAAAGUAUUGGUAGUGAUUUCCCAGUUAAUUCUAAACUUUUAUAUGAAUCAUACUGAACAUAGUGUAGUUUAACUUUAAAGUCUAUUUCCUGUGUGAAUGAAGUUGGUUUAUUAUAUCCAUUAAUUUAUAAUGUACUUUUAUUAAUUGUUACCAGGGUAUUUAAAACAUCCCUUGAGGUAGUGCAGGCCUAAAUAUGUUUGUAACUAACAAUAACUAUCAUAAUAAUUAUACCGUUUUAAGUAGGUAGGUAGGUAGGUGUUGUAAAUGUGAUGUGCUUAAUGUUUGUCUGAUGUGAGACAUGUGCUCACCUUAUGCUUCACUACCCCCUCAUACUGAAUUGCGUACCUAUGCAAAAUUAACACUUUUUUAGUUUCUACCAUUGUUAACUGUAGAUCUAGAGUAGUGUGUUAGGGGGGAUAGGUUCGUUCGUUAUACCUAGAUGCGCUUCUUUGGAUAAUAAUUGUUACUUAGUCGAUACCUACUGUUAAAAACUAUUUAAAUAACGAUUAAGUAUAAUCCACUAAUGCGUGUUGAUUUCUUAUUAGACAGAGCCUUAAAUAUUAAUGUUGUAAUUAUAAGGGAAAUGUGAAAUUUUAAAUGACAUAUCUAUUUUCUACUUUAUUAUAAAAUGUCUCUGAAUAUAUAUUUUACAUACUGCUAACUUUACAAUGACAAUCAAG